AACGAAACACUUGUCAACGUUAGGAGGACCGGGGAGUCAGACCGAGGGACCAUGCGGUGAGCAGUUCAACACUAAAGAAACGGCCUGAAUCUCAGAAUGUGUCACAGAUUUUCUAGCAUGUUUAUUGCAUUGCACUAUGGCGCUGUUCCAGGCAAAGAAACAACGCACGAGCGCUGCUGCAUGAAUUUCGGGUCUACUAGUGAGCUACUUCUUGUAGCUGGGAUCAACUUUUGGUCGAGCAUAUGUGCGCUUCCGUCGAUGCUACGUCCACCCAUGUUGAAGUUCCUGUUGCCGCCCUUUUGGCCCACCAGUUAUUCGUCUUCUUUUCCCCUUUGUAGCUCACUAACAUGGAACGACAUGUCUACAUUCUGCUGCUGUACACUGUUUCUAGCCCCUAACCAAGCUUCCGGGGCUUUUCGGUACCUCACUCGCGUCUAGACUCUAUUCGUGGCUGUUGGUAUAAAACAGGCAUCCCCAUCUGGCCUCGGUUUCCAAUUGCUCUUGGCAUUUCUAAGGCGGAUUGUGUCUGGAGCUUCGUAGUCCAUCCGUCUCAAGUGCCUCCCUACCAACAAAUCCCUAGCACCGAACUGAAAAGAUCUUCACCGCAUAGUUUACGUACUUGUCUCCAUGUUCUUUCCUUGUUUGUUGGUCGAGCUCUCGGCUCUAUCGCAUUGCAGUGCCGCAGCUCUAUAAACCGAUGUGGAUAGGGCAUGUGCUCUGCACAUGGGAAGGCACCUGGCAAAAACAUCGUAGCCUAGAUAUGCUCGUGUAUUCUAUGUCGAUGUUGUGAUAUCAUGCAAUGCGUAGAUUGCCUCAUGGUUCCGUGCUCGGCACUCGAGUCGCUGCAACUCAUCCCAUCUCCGCGAACCCUGAAUGCUGUAGAUGUUCUUAUGCUGAACUGACAGCAUCGAAUCUAUUUACGCUGCGGAACUCCAGCUGUUGACUUCUUCAUCCUUGUCUGAAAGCAGUAUUGCUCACUAUUUUCUCAGGAACAGGAUUAUUUCACCGUGUUUCACACACAAUGUCGGCUUUGACCUUACAGUACUCUACCGGAGGAAUCAUAUAGCACCCCCUCACUUCGUUCCUUGUAUUGAAUUUAUGAGGACACGGGCAGCCAAAUUAUAAGCACUUGCCACGCACAUGAUUUGCUCUUGUGUUCUGAAAUACAUCUGAAAGUUUCGAUUCCGAUUUUGUGCAUCAGCGAAAAUAGAUCUGAGGACAAUCGCCAGACGCAAA
Marchantia polymorpha subsp. ruderalis is the source of this 1236-nucleotide messenger RNA. The record is from the annotation of a GenBank genome assembly. Lineage: Eukaryota; Viridiplantae; Streptophyta; Marchantiopsida; Marchantiales; Marchantiaceae.